Messenger RNA from Empidonax traillii (willow flycatcher), 1522 nucleotides. It is a transcript of the gene DNASE2B, whose product is annotated as deoxyribonuclease 2 beta. Bases 344 to 1432 code for a protein of 362 amino acids. Gene Ontology annotation, molecular function: deoxyribonuclease II activity. The transcript is spliced from 9 exons. The record is from RefSeq and is a predicted model, not a curated record. Lineage: Eukaryota; Metazoa; Chordata; Aves; Passeriformes; Tyrannidae. Gene Ontology annotation, biological process: apoptotic DNA fragmentation.
CGGGAGACCUCCAGAUCCUGCUGACUGGGCUGUUACCGAUGUUGUGAAUUAUUUCAGAACAGCUGGAUUUGAAGAACAAGCCAGUGCUUUUCAAGAACAGGAAGUGUCAGUGAGCAUGUUGAGAUAGCUACAUCACUGUAUCCAGAACAAAAGGGAGAAAUAUUUACCAAGAAGUAGGGGAAAUUGCCAGUUUUUUUUCCUCACCGUUUCGGCACUGCUCAGCUUCGCAAAAGCGGAUCCCAUCAGGAACGCAUAUGAAUGAGUGGAUGUGAGGAACACCAUUCUGCAAUUUAGAGUAGACAUAGCCUACUCGGUGCUCGUCCUGCGCAGCCGAGAAACCAAAAUGCCCGCAGGAUCUGCAUGGUGCCACCCUGCUUUGCUCUUGCUUCUCUCCUUCGUGCCCCUGUGGGCAGCUGAGAUUUCCUGCAGGAAUGAAGAUGGGGAGAUAGUCGACUGGUUUGCUCUUUACAAGUUACCAAAACAUGCCAAAGGAGAGAUUCCCAUGCUGGGACUGGAAUACAUGUACAUGGAUGCCCUGGCUCCACAGUGGCAGCUUGGCAAAUACCUCAUUAACAUGACACAGGGUGCUCUGGGACGAACACUGAAGCAGCUGUAUGAGACAUAUGAAUCCAAGAGGAACACCAUUGCCUAUGCGAUAUACAACGAUGAGAUCCCUGAAUCAGACUCCAAAGGGUGGAAAAGUGGACACACCAAAGGAUUUCUGCUCUUGGACAAAUCACAAGGCUUCUGGGUAAUACACAGUGUGCCUCUGUUCCCUCCCAUCCCUGAGGAUGGUUACGGGUAUCCAGCUACUGGGGAGUCCUUUGGACAGACAGCCAUCUGUAUAACCUUCAAAUAUGACCAGUUCACUGAAAUAGACCAGCAGAUGCUGAGUUAUAAUCCAGGAAUCUACAGUUGUUCCAUCCCUAACAUCUUCCAAGCUGAUCUCCCAAAUCUGCUGAAGCUCUGUGCAAAGUCCAGGCUGCCCGUGGUCCCCUUGCGCCACCUCACCAAGCUCCAGUCAGCUCAUGGGGAAACCUUUCUCCACUUUGCGAAGUCACACUCAUUCAUAGAUGAUAUCUAUGUGGCCUGGAUAGCUCAGGAACUGAAGACCGAUUUGUUGGCUGAAUCCUGGCAGCGUUCUGGCCAAAAACUUUACUCAAAUUGCUCUCUCGAUUACCAUGUCUACAACAUAAACCUAAUAGGGAUGCCAUUGAAUUCCACCUUUCAUUCCAUUAACGAUCAUUCCAAGUGGGCUGUUUCAAGGAAAUACGAAGAUCAGUGGACCUGCAUCGGAGACUUAAACCGUGCUGCCGAGCAAGCCUGGAGAAGUGGUGGGUUCAUCUGCACACAGAAUGAACACAUCUACAGUGCCUUCAGGCACCUGAUAAUCCACUACGAAAGCUGCACUGAUGCCUCCACAGGGAUAUAACAGACCAUGCCUUGCAACCAGCACAGCCCUUAUCACAUAGAAAGUGUGUGAAAUAUCUGCCUUAAAAUCUAUUUCCUCUCUGAAAAACGG